AUGGGAAGAGGCAAUGCAAGAGCAUUUUCGAUUCUCAUAGCUGUCGUCCUUGCUGCCGCCGCCGCAGGAAGCCUUUCUUCUGCGGCGAAUGUCUAUAGUGUUGGUGACGGCGCCGGCUGGACCAUCGCGGCGAACUAUUCCUCCUGGGCUUCAGGAAAGACCUUCCGCAUCGGAGACACUAUCGCAUUCAUCUACAACAAGUCAUUCCACAAUGUGCUGGAAGUGAGCAAGGCGGACUACCGUUCCUGCAACGCGGCGGCCCCAAUCGCCACACACGCUACGGGGAACGACUCCAUUUCCAUCACCCGCUACGGCCACCGCUUCUUCAUCUGCGGAUUUCCCGGCCACUGUGCUGCCGGCCAAAAACUAGACGUCCGCGUGCCCAAGCACCUCUCUGGCGUUCCGCCUUCCCCCUCGUCUGACGGUUCUCAAGCCUCCGGUGGUGGAACAGGAAGCAGCCCCGCCGCUUCGGCUCCUGGGUCGGUGGCGCAUGGGGAAGGUGGGGCUGAGAGCAUCAGGGGAUUUGGUAUGAUGAUAGUUGCUAUAGUCGCUGUUGCUUCGGUGGUGGUUCUACACUGA
Messenger RNA from Dendrobium catenatum, 579 nucleotides. Its product is annotated as mavicyanin. The record is from RefSeq and is a predicted model, not a curated record. Gene Ontology annotation, molecular function: electron transfer activity. The transcript is spliced from 2 exons. Bases 1 to 579 code for a protein of 192 amino acids. NCBI's taxonomy places the organism in Eukaryota, Viridiplantae, Streptophyta, Magnoliopsida, Asparagales, Orchidaceae. Gene Ontology annotation, cellular component: plasma membrane.